Messenger RNA from Candidula unifasciata, 1185 nucleotides. Lineage: Eukaryota; Metazoa; Mollusca; Gastropoda; Stylommatophora; Geomitridae. The record is from the annotation of a GenBank genome assembly.
AACCUGGCACUGGGAAGUGGCCUGGCUGUGUGUGGGAACGUACUGAUUAGCGUUUCACUUAAUUUACAGAAAUAUGUCCACCUCAGGAAUGCAGCCAGGGAGAUACAAGCACAAAGACAUUACACAAAAGAAGUUCUGUGGUGGCUGGGUCUUGUGCUGAUGGGUGGUGGGGAGCUGUUCAACUUCACGGCAUACGGCUUCGCCCCGGCAUCAGUCGUUGCUCCACUGGGAAGCACAACAGUUGUUGCCAAUCUUUUUGUGGCUGCAAUGUUCCUGAAAGAAAAGAUCCGCUCAGAGAAUUUAUUUGGAUGUGCGUUGGCAAUCAUUGGGGCCUUCUUGUUGGUGACAUUUUCGAGCGAUAAUGCAAAGGUUAUGGGAAGCUAUGAGAUCACCCGCUCACUGGCUCAACCUAUUUUCGUUGCUUAUGUUUGCCUGGAGAUGAUCCUCCUGAGUGGCUUACUGAUUCUGCUCUACUGCAGGGGAGUCAAGCACGUGCUCGUGUACCUGCUCAUUUCCUCUGUGACAGCAUCUUUCACCGUGAUUUCUGCAAAAGCUGUGUCAGGCAUGGUUCAGCUGUCCGUCGUGGGAUUCAACCAGUGGAAUAAACCGGUCUUCUAUGCCAUGUUGGUGGUUCUGAUUCUAACCGCCCUCAUCCAGAUCAAAUUUGUCAACCUGGCAAUGAAGACUGCAGACGCGACCAUUGUGGUGCCUGUGAACUUCGUCAUCUUUACAAUCUCUGCGAUUCUAGCAGGCAUUAUUUUCUACCGUGAAUUCUAUGGAAUGACCGGCGUGCAGAUGACUAUGUUUCUCUUUGGCUGCGCUCUGUCGUUUCUGGCCGUCUACUUUAUCGCGGUUGGUAAAACAGACAAUUCUGUUGGUGUGAUGAUACCUGAUGGCAAGUCUCAGCAAGUGACCUCAGACCUCAUCCCUUCAUGGAUGCAGGCAAGCAUGAACAUUGGGUAUGUUCAACCUCACGGACAGGUGGAACACUUGAAAAAUAUAGACAGCGACCAGGUGCCUAUACUAGGUGCUCAAGCUCUGGAGACAAUAGAGGAGCAGACAGAAGGUUCCAGCAGGUACGGAGACGACAGUGACACCGUGUCGAUCACUUCCAUGGACAUGCUCGUUGACCGAGAGAAGCUCGACAAGGACGUGUGUGGCGUCACCAAUCUGGCAAGUAAUUAA